Molecule: messenger RNA, 1272 nt
Organism: Lachancea lanzarotensis
Lineage: Eukaryota; Fungi; Ascomycota; Saccharomycetes; Saccharomycetales; Saccharomycetaceae
Gene: STE2
Product: LALA0S08e03774g1_1
Exons: 1
Coding region: 1-1272 (423 amino acids)
Biological process (GO): G protein-coupled receptor signaling pathway
Cellular component (GO): G protein-coupled receptor homodimeric complex; membrane
Molecular function (GO): pheromone binding; mating-type factor pheromone receptor activity
Source: RefSeq, a predicted model, not a curated record
AUGGUGGAUUCAAAAUGGGAUCCACAAGAUGUGCUUGUCAUCUUCCAGUCCAUGUCGGGCGACCAAGUAUCAAUCGACUCUGAACAAAUGCAAUCAGUUGUGAAUCAAUUUAUCACGCAGGGCAUCAUAUUUGGAACAAGAAUCGGAGCAGCUGUCAUCACCAUUGUUAUUCUUAUGAUGGUUUCCAAGAAUCGGAAAACUCCUAUUUUCAUAAGCAACCAGAUCUCGUUGUUACUGGUUGUCUUGCAAUCAGCCUUAUAUCUGGGCUACCUGUUUAGUCCCUCUGCAUCUGUAAGUUAUACAGUGGCAUUGAUGCCAGGCAGCAUACCAACUUCCAAGCUGCAUCCCUUUGCAGCGGCCAACGUUUUCCAGACACUGCUGGUCGCAGCGAUCGAAGCUUCCCUCAUUCUUCAGGUGCGCAUCAUUUUCAAAAGCGAUACCUUGAAGACUGCGGGAAGAGCCCUGUUGGCGGUUGCGUCAGGACUAGCACUCGCAACCGUGGUCGUUUAUUUGGUAGCGACAGUCAAGUCCAUCUCAGCAGUUUACAAAAAUGCAGAUGCUUUUCCCGACCAGUAUCUCUACAACAUCGGGGUGAUAUUGCAAUCCACGUCGAUCAAUUUCAUGACAUUGUUGCUCACUGUGAAGCUUCUUUUGGCAGUGCGCUCCAGAAGGUUUCUUGGCCUUAAACAAUUCGACAGUUUUCACAUCCUAGCCAUAAUGUCUUUCCAAACCCUCAUUUUCCCAAGCGUACUUUUCAUUCUGGCAUAUGCGCUGUCAGGGAAUCCGAACACUGUUUAUUUGAACAGCAUUGCUGUUUUACUGGUUACUCUCUCUCUACCACUGUCUUCGAUGUGGGCAACGUCUGCGAAUAAUGGCUUCAGGCCCUCUUCUUUGAACACAUCCUUCUCACCCUCACUUUAUGAUGGAAGUUCCGGGAGAGGUGAUGAUCCGAGCCUGUACUCUCAGUCCGGUAAGUCGUCUGGCUACCAGCAGAAUAGCUUUCAGGCCUAUGACCUGUAUCCUAUGACCAAAACGGAGGGCGCACAUCACGAAUACUAUAACAACAUGCGCGAAGUGGAGAAGAACGAUUGUCGAACCAUUGCCGCUUCUGUGCUAACGGCAGAGGAAAGCUAUUCUUCAAAUGCAAACAGUCACAAUGGACAGCGACAGAACCUCGAUCAGCUUGAGCGCGUAAUGGAGUCCGGAGCUUACACUCCCAAUACCGUUGACGACGAAGAAGCUCGUAAUUUUUGGUCAGGAACCAGAUCGUAA